Molecule: messenger RNA, 1611 nt
Organism: Etheostoma spectabile (orangethroat darter)
Lineage: Eukaryota; Metazoa; Chordata; Actinopteri; Perciformes; Percidae
Gene: ermn
Product: ermin
Exons: 2
Coding region: 279-1205 (308 amino acids)
Biological process (GO): regulation of cell shape; actin filament organization
Molecular function (GO): actin filament binding
Source: RefSeq, a predicted model, not a curated record
AAGACGCACACAGAAUUACAUGGUACUAGCACUAGAGAGCACACUAGAGCGCUAGAUCUUGCACUGCUGACUGAAAUGCAGGACAGAGUCUUUCUUCACUCUUUGUUAAUAUAGGAUAAAAAGUAUUUUGGUAACACACAUGGAACACUGGAGCAGACACUGUGACAAUGAGAGGUCUGAGCUUGCUUAAAUUUUAAAUUUGGAUUCAACAUCUGCAAAACACAAGAGCAUUGAAGCUAGACCAUUUUCAAUAUCAUAGUGGAAAGAAAAGAAGACGGAUGGAGAUGGAGACAAGCAUGAUGCCUUCAAAGUACCUGAGGGUCUCAGUAGAAGAAGAUGCACUGGCAUCUCGGGUACCGGAGAUCAUUGGUGGGAUCACUGUUAAGACCCUCCAGACUCUGGAGGGACCUGAAGAAAGAGAUGUGUUGUCAGUGGAGGAGGGAGAUGACUCUGUAUUCUACAGUGACGAGGACCAAGCUCCUCAGGACAUAAAAGCAAACAUAUCUUGUGGUUUUGGUGCCAACAAGUGCAAGAAUUUUGUCAACAGUGUGGAAGCUGAUGAGGAUGAUCCAAGGGAAGAAUCCAUUAUGGAUGAAGACAUUGCAGAGAUGGAGGAGGAAGUGACUCAGCACAUCAUUCUGACUGAACAAGAAGAAUGCCAAGAGCUCCAGACAUCCAAAACUAAUUUGAAGGAUCAGUCAGAUCCUUCAGAUCCAGGAGCAGAGUCUGAUCUAACUCAAGAGAAGUCAGUGAGCACCUGUGGUGAAUCUCCAAACUGCACAACUGCAGACAUGCAAACAAAGCAAAUGACAUCAGCAGAAAAAGCAAAUCAACCUAAAGAAGUGACACCAAAAAAUGAACCCUUUGAUGUAACUAAUGAGAAGAGUUAUACAAGGCUUAAUAGGGAGGCAGACAUCCCAGAGCAGAUGUCUAGUGCUGAACUUCAGAUAUCAGGUGACAGGAAGCUUCAGGUGGAGCCAGAGCAGAACCACAACUCCCAUGUCCCUAUGGGGUUUGAUCAAAACUCCAGUCCAGGCUACUCCACUCUGCCUCUGCCGAAAAAAUCCUAUGGCAGCGUCGACCACCAGAAAUCCUUCAACCACCUCUCUUCUUCCAAGUACAGCACUGUGUCCUACCGCAAGAUCCGCCGAGGCAACACCCGCCAGAAGAUAGAGGAGUUUGAGUACAGGGUCAUGAAUUUGUAAGAAGAUGGUUUUAAUCCCUUUGACAAAAAAAAUAAAACAUGAUACAAAACAGAACUGAUUGUACAUCUAUGCCAUGUGGUAGUUUACAUAUUUAAUUGUUCUAAAAUCUACUUGUACAUAGAAUUUAAAAUCUCUGAUGUAACUCUCCAAGUCACAUAAGAUUCCCUAAUAGUUGUGCUUUGCAGAAUGAAAACCUUGUUAGGUAAAGCAGGUAAAAAAGCAGAAGAUUACUUAACUAAGACACUCAGUGCUUUAUAAUCCUACGCUAUAUAGUAACUAAGAUGUUGUUUGACAUUAGAGAUUGAGAAUCUUAACCUCUAGUAUUAGGGUAAGUAUUCCCAAGUGAAUAACAACAGACAUGGCCUUAUGGCUAAUGGAUAAAAUAUAAUAAAGAGAUGCAUGCUAU